[Torrubiella] hemipterigena is the source of this 2086-nucleotide messenger RNA. NCBI's taxonomy places the organism in Eukaryota, Fungi, Ascomycota, Sordariomycetes, Hypocreales, Clavicipitaceae. The record is from the annotation of a GenBank genome assembly.
CAGAAAAAUAAAAAUGCCAUUGCGACGACAUUUCCAACUAAACAGGCCUAUGAAGUGUAAAGAUAUGCACAGUUGGACUGUCCGACACAAAACGUCGACCCGAAAAUUUCCAUCAAAUUUGUGCAGGACACUCGCAAAUGCAGAAUAUGCUGCAGCUGCUGCUACAGAGCACGUUUCAUCUCGUUCGUUGGGCGGCUGCAACGCAAGCCAUCAUCUCACCAAUAGAUGGUCGUCAGACGAUGACUAUGCUUGCUGGCCGUCAAACAAGGAACAAAUUGAGUUAAGCCAGCCAAUGAUUCACCUCGGCACAGCCAAAACGGAACCGACUUCUUCUCCCCACAACUUGCCCCGGCCUUAAGCUGGAGAUGUGGGUGCAGGUAACGGAGGUGACAAUGUAACAGUCCAAGCCUGUUGUAUUUUCAGACUAAAUAAAUCCAGUUGUGAGUGGUAUUUUAGAGUGUUGGAUAUUUUUGACUCGUAAUGAUUACGUUGCUCUUGUAUAUAGAAUCUCUUUUGAAGACGUAUGUUCUUCUUGUGAGACUAUUGUUGUUGUUGACAACCACCGCCUAGAUCCACCACCCAUUUUUUACGACAAUAUUCUUAUAUCCAACGAAAACAAGAUAUUGGCGUUAUUUUCUCGAAAGGCCAACUGUAGACAAUAUGUAUGAGGAUCGCCAAGACUUUAACAAUGAUGUAUGGGACGCGAAUGAUCUGGCUCAUGAAGCAGCCGAGACGAAAGAGUUUUUAGCAGCUGUUGUAAAGCUGGCAGUCGAUGCGGUGCAGCGGCGUUUGAACGAGCCGGCGAUCUAUGUUAAGCCCAUACAAAUUGGGGGUUUCAAUAUCCAUAUCCGAAUCAAGAGCGUGGGAUCGGAUCUCAUAGUGCGCUUACCUCGUCCACACUAUGUCCAAUUUCCCAAUGAAAAAAUGGAAUACGAGGCUGCAACGGCCAUGGUCAUUCGUGAAGCGACGCCAGUUCCAAUACCACGACAACUCGAAUACAACAACAAGCAUCCUACACUUGGACCAUUUAUUAUUAUGGAUUAUAUCGAAAAUAAAGGAGACAUGGUUAAUAUACUAACGAUCCCGGGACUUGACCCAGCAAUUCCGCCUGUUCUCAAGCCUGAUAUAUCUGACGCGACGCUUCUUGGCGCGUAUUCCAAGAUAGCAUCCUGCUUGUUUCACAUCUCUACCUUGAAAUUUUCACAAAUCGGAAGCCUUUCAGAAGUAAAUAGCAGUUACUCCGUCCGCAACCGGCCAAUCACCCAAAAUAUGAACGUCAUGAUGCAACUCGGUGGCAUCCCUGAAGAGGUACUACCACCGCCAAACAAAACAUAUACAACUGCAAAUGACUGGUACGUUAUGCUGUCAGAAAUGCAUUUAUCACAGCUUCUCUUUCAACACAACGACACUAUAUUCUCGACAGAGGACUGCCUAAACAAAUAUGUGUCACGCCAGCUCUUUCGAAAUCUAGCUAGUGAAGGCAAGCUAUCAACAUUUGGCUUCUCUGACGACACAUGGUCAGCACAAGGGUUGCACAACAGGGCGACAUUACCAGCACCGGACAGAUCUACUGAUUUUAGAAUAUGGUGUGACGACCGUAGACCCGUCAACUUUCUCGUUGGCAAAGAUGGCGACGUUGCGGCCUGUGUUGAUUUCGAGUUUGCAUACGUUGCCCCGACGCAGUUCACUCUUGAUCCACCAUGGUGGCUCUUACUAGAACAACCAGAGAUGUGGGCAGACGGUAUGAAAUGUUGGAGCAAUGUUUUCGAAUCUCGAAUGCCGGUAGGGCUAGCCGCAGUACGUCAAGUUGAAAAGCGCCUCAACUGCUCUUUUCCCCUUCCCUCGCAAUAUAUGCAGGAAAGUUGGUUAACUGGGCGAUUCUGGUUAACCUACGCUGCGAGAAAGAGCUGGGCCUUUGAUGCUAUAUAUUGGAAUUUCCUAGACGAACGAUUUUUGGCAAACGUUAGGCCGGACUGCCUCUCUGGAGAACGCGCCAGCAUAGGCUCUCUCCUCGACAACGAAAACUAAUGAUGCCUUUAUUACGACGAAAGCUUGAAGAUUGCCAGCAGCGAAAACUAGUGCGGUG